This is a messenger RNA of Suillus subalutaceus, 2257 nucleotides long. Its product is annotated as sphingomyelin phosphodiesterase. Gene Ontology annotation, biological process: sphingomyelin catabolic process. NCBI's taxonomy places the organism in Eukaryota, Fungi, Basidiomycota, Agaricomycetes, Boletales, Suillaceae. The coding region runs from base 88 to 2160 and encodes 690 amino acids. Gene Ontology annotation, molecular function: sphingomyelin phosphodiesterase activity. The record is from RefSeq and is a predicted model, not a curated record. The transcript has 21 exons.
AAAUGAAAAAAUGAGUCGUAUUGUGCGAAGCCCUCGUACGUGUACGCAGUUCAGUUCGUCUUCCUGGGUAGCAAGCUUCAAAGCUUCAUGAGGCUUGGAAUGUCUAUUAAAAUCAGGUAUUUCUUAGGUUUAGCCAUUUUGGCUUGGAGUCACUACUCGCAGGGAUCCGAGUUCGUCCUGGCUGCAACGGAUAGUACUACAAGUACUGUUCCCUCUUCAUAUGCGGUCCCAGGAGCGUUCCCAACUUCUCUCUACUCUCAUUACUACAAUAAUCCAACGGCCACCUCUGCGCAGCCACAGCCAGUCAUUUCAGAUCCUGUCACGCAUGAAAUCUUUCCUUUUUCCUUGACAGACCCGGAUAACAUUCCUCAGUAUGACACCGUGGACCCUCAUCCGCUUCCACCCAAGGCCUCCUCCCAACAGCUUCUUCAACAAGCGGUAGCGCAGAUCAAGUCUAUUGCAGUGAACCCGAUGUUUAGUACAUGUGCACGGUGCCAGGCCUCCCUAGAAGUGGCAAAAUUUCUUGCUCUUGCGGCUCCUGAACAAGGGACGAAUCUAGCUCUGGCGCUUUGCCAGUACUUCAAUUAUUCAUCCUCUUGCGAGAAAAGUUAUGGACCCCUCGUCAUGGGACCGAUCCUUACUCAAGUUGUAUCUUUUGCUGAUGUUGGAGGAUAUGACGGACAGUCGAUUUGCUCUGAGUUCCUUGGUUUAUGUCCAGCACCUACGACAACGGCUCUCAACCUCACUGGCUGGUUUGCAAAGCCAAAGCCCAACCCUCUUCCUCCUCCAAAGCAGCCCAGUGGUCAACUGCUCAAAGUGUUGCAUCUUUCGGACCUGCAUAUUGAUCCCCGUUAUGCGAACGGCGCAGAGGCAAACUGCACCAGCGGUUUGUGUUGCCGCGACAAUGCUUACAAUUCUCUCAGCCCUCAGACACCUCUCGUUCCUGCGCCACGAUAUGGUUCGUUCCUCUGCGAUGCUCCAUAUUCAUUGAUCACGUCCGUGCUGGAGGCCAUCCCACCAUUGACCGGAACCGAAUCAACUGGCUUCGACUUUACUUUGUUCACUGGCGACAUGUUGGCGCAUGACCCAGAUAAUCAGCAGUCUAGGGCUUUGAACGAGUACUCUGAGGUCGUCCUUUAUGAUCUAUUCAAGCGCAUGCUCGGACCUGGUCCUACCUAUGCUACACUCGGAAAUCACGAUACUUGUCUUCCAGAUCUAGCUUCGCCUUUAUCCCUGGGAGGCGCUUUGGGGCAACAGUUCAGCUGGCUAUACGACCACGUUACAGCGUUAUGGGAGCAAAAGGGAUGGCUUCCGUCGGCUUCCGUCGAGUUUUCGCGUGCUCACUAUGCAGCAUACAUGGUCAAGCGUGCAGAUGGCCUGAGGGUGAUCAGCUUGGACACCAACUUGUGGUACAGGUCAAACUACUUUAAUUACAUCAACUCGUCCGAACCGGACGUUUCUGGUAUACUGAGGUUCCUCACCGAUGAACUUCAGGACGCGGAAGACGCGGGAGACCGAGUCUGGAUCAUUGGCCACGUCGUCAGCGGUUGGGAUGGUUCUAAUUCGUUGCCGAACCCAACCAAUCUCUUUUACCAGAUCGUUGAUCGCUUUUCCCCUCACGUUAUUGCUAACAUCUUCUGGGGUCACACACACGAGGACCAGCUAUCUAUCUUCUAUGCCAAUAAUGGCACGAAUAUGAGUGCUGAGACCGCUCAGGCGGUAUCCUGGACCGGGCCAUCUGUAACACCCCUCACCAACCUAAACUCUGGGUUCCGUGUUUAUGAAGUUGACUCUGCUACUUUUGAAGUGGUCGAGGCUUAUACCUGGAAGAGUUACGUCAAUGACUAUCCUGCGCUGGACUCGCAGACUGAAUUCGGCCCUACUUUCGAGUACGAGUAUAGCAGUCGUGAGGCAUACGGAGGAAACAUUACUUGGGGAGCAACCGACCCACUGAACGCGACUUGGUGGCAUCUUGUGACUGAGCAGAUGGAAGUGGACCCGACUUUGAUGCAGACCUUCAAUUCAUACCAGGGAAAGGGCUCAAUACUCACUCCGUCAUGCACGGGCGAAUGUAUUCCUGCUAGGAUCUGCUACAUCCGUAGUGGCUCUGCUAGCAUCGCCAAGCAGAACUGCGUGUCAGGUUAUGGAUCAGUGCAGUAGUAGUUUAUAUUAAAGUUGUGAUGGACCAUUUGCAAAUAGGCGCGUUUACUACAAAAGUAGUCGUCAAUCCCAACAAUGGAACGUUCAGAACUUUCAU